UCAUUAAUUACAAGUACUCUUUUUAAUUUCCCUUCAUUCAGUUUCUCUUUUCCCAUAAGGUGAAACAUCAAAAUGUCUCCACAAAGUUUAGUACUUUCACAUUCACUUUUCAUCAUGAUCCUCUCAUUUGGCUUGUGUCUUGGCUCUUACAUUGAUGACACACAUCAUAAAACAAAUUAUGAUCAACCUGAUGAGCAUUUUGGUGUCAAGAAACUGGCUCCUCAACCUUCCCCAUUUUCAUGGCCUCAAAGAACGUUUGAUGUUGAUGACUAUGGACCCAGAGAUAACGAUGAAAGUGGUGAUAAUGAGGCAUUUGAGAUGGCAUGGGAUCAGGCAUGUUCCGAAGGGGGUGCUCUUGUGGUACCUGAAAACAGGGUCUAUCAUCUAAAGCCAAUAAAAUUUUCAGGCCCUUGUCAUCCCAAUACUUCCUUCAAGAUUCAUGGAACAAUCAAAGCUUGGCCUAAAUUUUCAGCAUAUGAAAAAGAUAGACGACUCUGGAUUAUGUUUAACAAUGUCACGAAUCUCAGAGUUGAUGGUGGCGGAACCAUCAAUGGCAAUGGGAGAAAAUGGUGGCAGAACUCUUGUAAAAUCAACGAAAGCCUUCCAUGUAGGGAUGCGCCAACUGCUGUGACUUUCAAUGAGUGCACCAAUUUGAGAGUGGCAAACCUGAGGUUCAAGAAUGCACAGCAAAUGCACAUUAGAUUUCAGAGAUGCUACAACGUUAGAGCUUUGAAUUUGAUCAUCAGAGCACCAGGGAACAGCCCCAACACUGAUGGAAUUCAUGUCACUGGGACACAAAACAUUAUCAUAAGCAACAGUGUUAUUAGGACAGGUGACGAUUGUAUUUCCAUCGUAAGUGGGUCGAAAAAUGUUCGAGCCUCUGAUAUCAUUUGCGGUCCAGGACAUGGAAUCAGUAUUGGGAGCUUAGGAGAAGGUAACUCGGAAGCUCAGGUAUCCAAUGUGGUAGUGAACAGAGCCAUCUUAACAGAAACUACUAAUGGAGUGAGAAUAAAGACUUGGCAAGGAGGUUCAGGCUUUGCAAGAAACAUCAAGUUUCAGAACAUAGCAAUGAGAAAUGUGUCUAAUCCCAUAAUCAUAGAUCAAAACUACUGUGACCAGGACAAGCCAUGCCAUGAACAGCACUCAGCAGUGCAAUUGAGCAACGUGGUGUACAAAAACAUAAGUGGAACAAGUGCCUCAGAAUUGGCAAUCAAAUUUAAUUGCAGCAAAACUGUUCCUUGCAAGGGAAUCUUCGUGCAAGAGGUGAUUUUAAAACCAGAACAAGGCCAUGGAAGGACCACUGCUUCGUGUGAGAAUGUUGGAUAUGUAGGAAAGUUUUUUCCUCAAUGCUCUUAUUGAAGAAUGACGUUAAUUACUCGGAUUUGUAAAUACCAAUUCAGUUAUAUUUAGGCACAGAGAGGCAUAUAAAUGUUACACAACUUACUAGUCCAAAAAACUUUGAAGCAGAUCGAUUCAAUAAAUUUACCAUAAGGUAGGUUUUAAAAUAGUCAAACCACCUUAAUUUUUACUAGUGUUUUUCUUCGUCUUAUUGCGUCCUUUUACAAGACCAU
Lotus japonicus is the source of this 1571-nucleotide messenger RNA. RefSeq names its product polygalacturonase QRT2. NCBI's taxonomy places the organism in Eukaryota, Viridiplantae, Streptophyta, Magnoliopsida, Fabales, Fabaceae. The record is from RefSeq and is a predicted model, not a curated record. Gene Ontology annotation, biological process: pectin catabolic process; anther dehiscence; fruit dehiscence. The transcript is spliced from 9 exons. Bases 73 to 1359 code for a protein of 428 amino acids. Gene Ontology annotation, molecular function: polygalacturonase activity.